Messenger RNA from Cetraspora pellucida, 378 nucleotides. The record is from the annotation of a GenBank genome assembly. NCBI's taxonomy places the organism in Eukaryota, Fungi, Glomeromycota, Glomeromycetes, Diversisporales, Gigasporaceae.
AUGUGUUUUUUCCAUGUUGGGCAUAUUUCAAUUGAGGUAGAUAUAAUAGAAAAAGAAGCUUUAGACCGCAGGCUGAGAAGGUUAAAGAAGGCAAAGAAAACUGGUUGUCUUGAAGUAAUUGAUAAAGGACAAAUACAUUUUGAAGAAAAGAAUCAAGAUAUUGAAAUAAAAGUAGAGAAUAAAGUGGAUGCAUUAGUUGCAACAAGGAUGAACAAAGGUCCUAAAGGAGUACAACCUAAGAUGUGUAACAGUUGGUAUAUUGAUAUGUAUGGAGAGAGGCAUGUUCAAGAAAUGAUAUUUCCAGAUGAUUACCUAUUGCAACAAUUAAGAGGAAAACCAAAAGGAAUCCAACAAAUACUUGAAGAACAGAAUCUUUAG